AGGUGCAGUGGGGCCGUGCUCGAUCUGUCCUUUUGCUCCAGGGGUAGCGUCUUGCGUGUUCUACUUGGGCCGCAUCAGGACUGAAGAAGUUGCAGAAGCGCUAGCGGUUGGCUCAGGGUUCGACUUGUUGCUUUGUUCUGAAGGGGGAAUGAAGGAUGGCGGCACGCCGUGCAUUAAAAGCUGUUUUGGUAGAUCUCAGUGGCACACUUCACAUUGAAGAUGCAGCUGUACCAGGCGCACAGGACGCUCUUAAAAGGUUACGUACUGCUCCUGUUGCCAUUAGGUUUGUGACAAAUACAACCAAAGAGAGCAAGGCAGAAUUGUUAGAGAGACUGAGAAAAAUGAAUUUUGAUGUUGCUGAGCAUGAGAUAUUCACUUCUCUGACAGCAGCCAGAAACCUAGUGCAGGAGAAACAAGUUAGGCCCAUGUUGCUGAUUGAUGAUCGAGCACUACCAGAUUUUGAAGGAAUACCAGUAAAUGAUCCUAACGCUGUAGUCAUAGGAUUGGCACCAGAACAUUUUAAUUAUCAAGUUCUAAAUGAGGCAUUCCGGUUAUUAUUGAAUGGUGCUCCUUUUAUAGCAAUACAUAAAGCCAGAUAUUAUAAGAGGAAAGAUGGCUUAGCCCUGGGACCUGGCCCAUUUGUUACUGGUUUGGAGUAUGCUACAGACACCAAAGCCAUAGUGGUGGGGAAGCCAGAGGGAAAAUUUUUUCUGGAAGCUUUGCGUGGCAUUGAUUGUACACCAGACGAAGUCAUUAUGAUUGGAGAUGACUGCAGAGAUGAUGUAGGUGGAGCUCAGAGUAUUGGUAUGCUAGGUAUCUUGGUGAAGACUGGGAAAUAUCGAACAGCAGAUGAAGAGAAAAUUAAUCCAGCUCCUUAUUUAACCUGUGAGAGUUUCCCACAUGCUGUGGACCACAUCCUACAACAUUUACUUUAAGGGAUGAUGACAACAUGAACCAACUUGAAAUAUAACUUUAUUUCCCAGAAUGCAUCUUUCUUUGAAGACUCAUUGGACCAGAAUACAUAGAAGCAGGAGGGAAAGAUAUCGAACUUUAGCCAGUUACCAUGCCUUAGGACUAAUCCCCUUUGGUUAUUUUUUUAUGUGUGUGUGAACAUGAUAAAACCUGAAGAAACAAAAGCUGAAAUUUUAUGCCAUUCCUUUUAAAAUAUCCACCAGUUUAGACAGUCCUUCGAAAGAAAAUCUACCUUAAGAAUGGUGUUCUGCUUAUCUUUUAACAAUUACUCUGGGAGGGGAUAGUAUUCAGUGUGUGAAUAAAGUUGACUCAGUUUUUUAAAAUUAUAAAACAGUGUUAAUAGCCUGUAGUUUUAGUAUUUUAUGUAGACUUAGUAUUGAUUGCAACUGUGAAACCCAUCAAAUAUUUGAAGCAAAUGAAACAUGUAGAAAGUAAAAUGAAUUAUCCCUUAGACCAAACAAUCAAGUGAAUUUGCUUUAACUGAUGAUGAAAACUAGAUUAUCUGCUGUAUUAUUCCCAUCACGAGUGACUUUUUUUUUCUCUUCAUUAGCCAGAAACGACUAAUUUAAAUUUAGAGCCUGAUUUUAAUUUAAAAUAAUAUUACCAUUAAUAACCUAUUCAUUGCAGAUACCUAUUAUGCUGUGUAACAGUUGUUUUGGAAAUUUUAUGUAAAAUUAAAACUAUCAGUAUUUUACAGAUGUUUUAAUUAGACAUUGUUAUUAACAGGAACAGUGCAGAAACUAAAAUCAAGCCUUUAAUGUCUUAUAGACCAUGCAUUUUUGAAGUUACUGUCCACCAGGGUCCUAUUAACUGUACAUUUGUAAGAUUUCAUUAUUUUUCCCUCUAACACUAUGGGAAAAAUCUUUUAGAAGCUACUGGGACAUAUUCAAGCUUUUAUGUACUUGCUUAGUACAGCUGUAAAAUGAAAUCCCGUCAUUUAGCAUGGAUCAUUCUUCUCAUGUUAAAUCCACCAAAAUGAAGGGGCCUAAGCUGGUAAUGAUUUUUCUUGCACAUUUGCAUACUGUGAUAAUCCCAGUCCUUUGCUGCUGUUGUACAGGGCUCUUGGGCAUUAAAUUAUUAGAAUGUAAUUGUACAUCAUCAUAGCAUUCACCUUAUUGAAACUCAUUGGUGUUAAUGAGCUGUGUGUUUUGGUACUUCAUUGAGUGUAGUUUUGGAGAAGGCUGGGUUGAAGUGGUCGUCAUCUCUCCAUUCAGUCCUUUUCCUCAGGCUACCAAACGCUGUUUGAAUAUCACACAGACCAUAGAAGGCACAAGUUCAGAAAGCAUAUGAGAGGGACACAGACAAAUCAGAGCUGCCUAGAUCUUCCUCCAUGUUUUUGGAACUACCCGUGUUUUCCUUGCCUUCUUAGUGCUGGAGUAGCAAGAGAAUUUGGAAAUGAAAAUAAAAUAAAAUUGAACUAAAAUAAAAAAGUAUGAACAAUAAUUAAUUCUGCCCUUGUUUACUGAUUCACUGCUUUAAAAGUAGGAAAAAUAGUGCCAGAGAAGACAAAGCUCUGGGUCUCAGCCUGGGUUUCUCACAGUGUAUGUAUCAGCAGCAGGGGCACCUCCAAUUAAGAGUAAGGGUGGGAGUGGGGAAAAGAAAAUCCUGUUUAUAAUCUCUGAAUAUUUAGAAUGCAUUUUUACAAUCAAAACAGACAAGCAGAUAUUGAGCUUUCUAAUUUGUUUCAGUAGGGAGAAAAAAAAACCCCAAACUUCUCUAAGGGUAAAUCUUUCUGGAGAGGAUUCUAACUACUGCAGUUGUUUUUUAGGCACUUUUGAGCACAGGGUCCUCUGAGAUUUGCUGCUUUGGCUGUGUACCUGGUUACCUGUGUACCUAAAUACCUGCUUCUUACUGCUGCUUUUUAAACCUCAGUUAAGUAGUUGAAUGCCUGUUAAAUAUCCAGCUCUGUACUAAGUACUUUAGGGAAUACAGAAAAGUAUCCUGGUCUCCAGGAUAAGAAGGCAAGACUAACAGGAAAUAAUUAGAGCACAGCACAAGCCAGGGUAAGUGAUGAAUUUUGCAGUAUCGAUAACAAAAGAAUUAUAUAUGUUCAAAGAAGGGUGAAAGUGUGAGUUGGGUAGUUAGGAUCUGUUUCUUGAAAGAAGCAUUAAUUAAGUUGCAACUCUUAGAAGGGAAAGAGUAGGCAUGAAGACAGCUCUCUCUAAUGAUUUGUAAAGAGCUUAUUUCAAUUUUUUUCUGAAAAGAAUAUGCCAAAAAUGAGCUAUAACCUGCAAAUAUCAGUAUGAAUGAUAUGCAGAACUAACUGCCACUCCCACUGAAGUAAAGCCAAAUAUGAGAAAAAAUGAACUAGAAAAAUAUUUUGGUGAGGAAAUAUCAAAGGACAUUCACAAAGGUGCCCAUAAUUUUUGAAGACUCUUAAGGUUUGGAUAAACUGGUAUAUUGUUGGCACAUCCCCAUAACCGUUUCUUUUAGAAGGAGAUUCAGUUCAUGAUCUGUUUUCCGACCGUCCAGUGACAAGAGACAGAGACUAUGGGUUAUGGUAUUUGUCAAUCUUUGUAUAAUCUUACCAUGGCCAGGAAGUGGGAGAACUUAAUAGCAAUUUCAUGAGAUUGUGAACCUGACAGAAAUUUUAUUAUUUUUCACAUUUAUCUUCUGAGACCAGUAGACACUUGGUAUGAUUUUGUUGAAUGAAACUGAGUUUUGAGGUUCUUUCUAGGGCUCAGUCUUUGCUCCCCAGAUAUUUAAUGUGCCCAGAACAUGCAGUGCUAACAAAUUUAAGAAUUGAUAGGAAGUUUAGCUAUCAUUAAAGAUAGAUAUCAUUAAAGCAAUGAUUAUAACUAAAUCCUUAAGUUGCUGUGUUGUUCCUUCUUGUACAUAUAUGUAUAAUAUAUCUCUAAUCAAAACAAACUCUAACUUUGUUUAUAUAGGAGACACACAAACCAACUUAAUUUUCAUUUUAAAAAGCUAGAGGAAAAGUAGAGUAAGAAGUAGGUUUAAGGACACUUCUUCACUUCAUUUUUAAACACUAAAUAAGCAAGUGUUAGAAGUUUUUAAGUUCUUUGGAAAUCUUGAGUAGUCCCUCUAGGGAUUUUUUUUUACUAUUACUUUCUCCAAAUGAGAAUGAAGGUUGGUCAAAAUCCUUAAAAAUGUCUGUACGAUGAAGGCAUUUUUUUUUUUCUUUUCUUUCUUUUUUGGGGAGGAGGGGUGAAUAUGACUGAUGAAGGAAUUUGCAAUGGGCUUUGUUUUGCCUCAGUGCUAGAGUAGCAAGAGAAUUUGGAAAUGAAAAUAAAAUAAAAUUGAACUAAAAUAAAACUGUAUGAACAAUAA
Antechinus flavipes (yellow-footed antechinus) is the source of this 4260-nucleotide messenger RNA. It is a transcript of the gene HDHD2, whose product is annotated as haloacid dehalogenase like hydrolase domain containing 2. Gene Ontology annotation, biological process: dephosphorylation. Bases 156 to 935 code for a protein of 259 amino acids. The record is from RefSeq and is a predicted model, not a curated record. Gene Ontology annotation, molecular function: phosphatase activity. NCBI's taxonomy places the organism in Eukaryota, Metazoa, Chordata, Mammalia, Dasyuromorphia, Dasyuridae. The transcript has 7 exons.